Phlebotomus papatasi is the source of this 1278-nucleotide messenger RNA. RefSeq names its product vacuolar protein sorting-associated protein VTA1 homolog (gene Vta1). Gene Ontology annotation, cellular component: multivesicular body. The record is from RefSeq and is a predicted model, not a curated record. The coding region runs from base 99 to 1004 and encodes 301 amino acids. Gene Ontology annotation, biological process: late endosome to vacuole transport via multivesicular body sorting pathway. Lineage: Eukaryota; Metazoa; Arthropoda; Insecta; Diptera; Psychodidae. The transcript is spliced from 3 exons.
UUCUAGUACUACAUGAAUCAUCAGGGCGUUUGUUGUCAAAAAUUUUCUGGUAUUUUUUCUUGUGAUUUUCCUGCGCUUUUUCAGACAAAAAUUUGACCAUGUCGGGCAGUGUCCAGUUCUCAGAAUGUCCCCCAAGUCUCAAGUCGAUUGCCCAUUACCUCAAAACCGCCUCAGAACAUGAUUCCCGUGAUAUUAUUGUGGCUUACUGGUCAAGGCUCUAUGCUCUGCAGCUGGGUCUCAAACUUUCCUCCCAGAAGCCCGAAGAGACCAAAUUGUUCCUGGAACUGAUGGAUUGGUUGGAAAAAACGAAGAAGGAAAACAGUGGAAAUGAAUCGAUAACUAAUGAAGUUGCUGGUCAAGCUUACCUCGAGAAUUAUGCCCUCAAACUCUUUCUGUAUGCAGACAAACAGGACAGGGAAGGAAAUUUUGGAAAGAAUGUUGUGAAGGCUUUCUAUACGGCCGGAAUGAUUUACGAUGUCUUGUUGACCUUUGGGGAACUCACGGAUGAGGUGCAGCAGAACAGGAAGUAUGCCAAAUGGAAGGCAGCUUAUAUACACAAUUGCCUGAAAAAUGGUGAAACUCCAAUUCCUGGUCCUAUGGCCACUGGGGAGGAGAAUGAGGAGGAGGAAGGAACAGAAGAUGCAUCAAAUGAUGCCUCUCAGGGGCCCCAGUCACCAACUAUGGGCUUCGUACAGCCACCAUCAGUGCCCAUAAAUCCAGAUACGGGUGCCAUUGAUAUUACAUCUCCAGAACAGCUUCCGGAUCCACCAAAGGAGCCAGAAAAGCCCCCAGGCGGCUUCCAGGCUUACAUUCCAACCGGUUCGGAGGAAAGUGAACUGUACCAACCGCCCCAGGGUGAUGUCACUCUAACACCCGAUCAGAUCACCAAAGCCCAGAAAUACUGCAAAUGGGCUGGAAGUGCCCUGAACUAUGAUGAUAUCUCAACAGCCAUUGACAACCUCCAGAAAGCCCUCAGGCUUCUCAAAACCGGCCAGGAUGCGUAAAUUUUAAGCCUUUCAAAUUGUCUACUAAAUGUUUACUCCCAGAAUUACUACAGUAAUUUUACAGAAAAGAAUUUAAGCAGUCAUUGAGAUGUUCAGGAGAAAUCCCAAAUUCACGAAAAUUAUCUCAAAACCGCAGCACGCUCUGUAAACAAUUAAUUUUUGCAAAUUAUUGUGACAAUUGAGAGAGUUUUGCUGAAAGUUUUAAGGCAAUAGCUCUGCAAAAAAUGUAUAUUUUCAUAAUAAAAUAAUUGUUUUCGCAAAAUAAAAAAACAAA